Messenger RNA from Anthonomus grandis grandis, 1484 nucleotides. Its product is annotated as trypsin-1-like. The transcript has 6 exons. The record is from RefSeq and is a predicted model, not a curated record. The coding region runs from base 381 to 1253 and encodes 290 amino acids. Lineage: Eukaryota; Metazoa; Arthropoda; Insecta; Coleoptera; Curculionidae. Gene Ontology annotation, biological process: proteolysis. Gene Ontology annotation, molecular function: serine-type endopeptidase activity.
UAAUUCCGCAAAAUUAAUUUCAGCGCACAUUUUUUUUCCGCGUUUGAACAAUAAAAACCUUGGCAGGUGUGCAAGGUUGACGCGGAAAAUUUGUUCAGUAGCAACAUUGAAUUUAAUACCAAAUUAAAAUAAAGUUUAACACUUUUAACAAUUUAAAUAUAACACCCUUGACAAUAUUUGCGCUUAUGGAAGGGUAACCCUACUUGUGCUAAAGCCGGAAGAUAAAAUUUCUCGUAUAUAUUUAUCAAAUUUUUCGGAGAUUAUCAUUCGUACUCCUAACAGGGUUUCCUAUAGACUAAACGGGUUUAUUUGGAAAAACUGUUACUGUUUGGAGUUGAGUCACUUUAUCUCUAGAACAACCAAAAAAAAAUUAAAGCACAAUGUUCAGUACCUUAAAGAUUAUAAUAUUUAGUAUUAUGGUGUUCAAUGCAGAAAGUAUAACUAACUUUGCUGAUAUUGAUUGUGGUCAAACUCCUAAUGAAAGAAAAGCAAAGAUAAUUGGAGGAGAACAUGCAAUUGAGUCAGAAUUUCCUUGGUUAGUUUCUAUUACUAGAAGAGGAACACAUUUUUGUGGCGGAACACUUAUUAGCAACAGAUAUGUGAUGACUGCUGCCCACUGUUUAUGCACUGGAAGUGGCAAUGAUCACAUAAGUCCAUCAAGCAUAAAAGUAACUAUUUCUCAACACGAUUUAACUAAUAAAAACUCUAACGCAUUUCAAAUUGGAAUUAAGAGCCUAAAACUUCAUCCAGAAUACAGCUGUAAUAAAGUAAAAAAUGAUAUUGCAAUUUUGGAACUGGAAAAGCUUGUAUCAUGGACUGAAAGUGUUAGCCCAGCCUGUCUUCCUGGUGACAAUUAUGAAAAAGCUUAUUCAAAUUUUCAUAAUGAACUCGCUACAGUAGCUGGAUGGGGAUGGACCAAAGAAGAAAGAGGAGGCGGUGGAAGAGCAACCAUCUUACAAAAAGCCAAGGUUCAAGUUAUUGAGACUGAGAAGUGUAGAACUUGGUAUAAAUCUCAAGGAAAAAAGACCAAAAUUACCGAGUCUCAAAUUUGUGCUGGACAUGAGCAAGGAGGUGUAGAUGCUUGCUGGGCUGACAGUGGCGGGCCACUUAUGGUCCACAACGAUUCAAAAAAUCAAAUGAUGGUAGUGGGGGUUGUUUCAACGGGUAUUGGAUGUGGUAGACCAUAUCUUCCAGGAAUUUACACUAGAGUUUCUGAAUUUAUUCCCUGGAUCAAAGCAAUUUUAGAAGAAUAAAAUAAAUUUUUAGAUUAAAAUAAAAAAUUAGAGUCGAAGACUGAAAAACUAUGUAGACGUCCAAAGAAAAAUAAAAUAUGAAGUAAUUAUAUUAAUUAUUUAUGUUAAAUAAUAAGACAUUAAUUUCAAUUGAUGCUUUAUGUAUUUAUUUUAGUAUCAGAUAUGCCAUUUGUCAGCGUUUGUAAAGAAUAUAAAAUGUUAAGGAAUAUUCAAUAAAAUUUAUUUUAUUUA